UUCCCUCUGCUUUUCCACUCUUCAUCUAUCCAUCUACAAUCCAAAAAAAAAAAGAAGAAGAAUGCAGACUCAACCUCGUCAUGAGCAGCACCUUUCUCGUCAGGUGGCCAAGACCACCACUGCUGUCACUGUGGGUGGUUCACUCAUGGUGCUUUCUGGGUUAAUGCUGGCGGCUACCGUUAUCGGUCUAGCUAUAGCUACCCCUUUGCUGGUGAUUUUUAGCCCUGUUUUGGUACCUGCUGUGAUAACCAUUGGGUUGAUCCUUGGUGGGUUUUUGGCUUCUGGUGGUUUUGGAGCUACUGCUUCUUUUGUUUUCUACUGGAUGUACAGAUAUGUCACCGGGAAACACCCCAUUGGAGCAACCAAGAUCGAUUACGCGAGGGAUAAGAUUGCACAUGCGGCAAAUGAUGUAAAAGAGAAGGCGGAGCAGUUGGGGCACCAAGCACAGCAGCAGAUUAAGAGUUGAAGAGACGGACAUUCAGGAGCUCUUUUUUUCUUUUCUUAUGCAAGUAUUUUACCGUUUAAUAGUUUCUGAGAAUGUGGGAAUGUUGUUGGUUAUCAAUGGUUCUGUAACUUGAUUUACUAUUUAACGAGUCUGUUAUUAAAAUACCCAAAUCUAUGUUA
Solanum lycopersicum (tomato) is the source of this 624-nucleotide messenger RNA. Its product is annotated as oleosin 1-like. Lineage: Eukaryota; Viridiplantae; Streptophyta; Magnoliopsida; Solanales; Solanaceae. Gene Ontology annotation, biological process: sexual reproduction; lipid storage. Gene Ontology annotation, cellular component: membrane; monolayer-surrounded lipid storage body; extracellular region. The record is from RefSeq and is a predicted model, not a curated record.